Molecule: messenger RNA, 3900 nt
Organism: Ramularia collo-cygni
Lineage: Eukaryota; Fungi; Ascomycota; Dothideomycetes; Mycosphaerellales; Mycosphaerellaceae
Exons: 1
Coding region: 1-3900 (1299 amino acids)
Molecular function (GO): microtubule binding
Source: RefSeq, a predicted model, not a curated record
AUGUCGUUCGCCGGCAAUCCUUUCUCAUCUGCGCCUCGACUGCCGUCGCCCGUCAAGAGGACCAAGCGACUCAGCAGUCUGCACGCGCAUACUGCCUCUCGUUCAACCGCUCGCCCACGCGACGUCGAUUUGUUAUUGCGCGACCUCUCGCCAACCACCACCCUGCAGGCCUUUCGUGCCGACCCCAGCUCGGCCGACAUGGCCUUGGGCAGCACAAGCGCCGAUGUGCUGGCUCGCAGCAUCGCAUCCUCUUCGGAAUCUGAGCGAGCACUGGGUGUCAAGGCUGCACAGUCAUGUCUCGAUCUGCGGACAUGGAYGAGAGAGAUGGAGAGCUGGACAUGGCCCCGCAGUUUCGACGUUCCGGAAUUCGUGCGGAGGAGUAUGCGCAGUGGAGGUGGAUCGGCGAUAGGCGAAGACGGCGAGGAGUACUGGGGAAGUCUGCCGGCAAAGACUGUAAGAGCAUACGAACAACGCGCCGACGAGAUUGGCCAGCUGCUGGACGAAAUGGACGUGGAGGAGUUGAAGGAGUACGUCUUGUCUUCGCACUAUCGCGCUAGCUCACGGCCGCCAUCGAGAAGUCACCGUCUUAGCACGAUGAGCACGCUGGACAUGGUGUCGUCCGACAUCAAGCGACUCGACGACUUCACCGCGCUGGUGACUGCAACGAUUCUACAAGCCUUGCCGUACCUUUCGCACUUGAGCAAGUUGAUGGACGUCUGGACAAUUCGAUUGAUCAUCUUGCGGAACGCACCGCAGUACCUGCGCGACCUGGAGCGGACACGUGCCGAGUUGAAUCGAGCAUGGGCGACGAUAUCAGUUUCAUUGGUAGAGGAAUCCACCAUCAACAGAGAGGCGGUAUUUCAAUUGAAGAGCUCAUUUGAACGCCAGGUGGGAUCCCUUGGUAGGAAGCUGGACCGAUUUCUCGAUGAUCUGGAAGGCCGCGAAGAUCGUGUACCGGAUUCCUGGAUCGAUGACUUUGAGAACUUGGAAUCUGCAUAUGGUACCUGGGUCGCUCAAGCUGACCGGAGGCUCCUGGAGAGUGAGUGGCGUCGGUYGAGAGAAUCGCAAUCCGCUCGAACGAUCAUUGGAGCCAACGAGCAUAUUCCAGAACUCGAAGCACCUUCUCAGGACGCAGAAGCUGUGCGUCGCAUGUCCGCGGAGACUUCCUUAUCAAAUGAUCCUUUUGGAAACUUUGACCAAACUUCUGGCGAUGAAUUACAACCCAGCUCUCCCAGUAUUGAAGCUGUACCAACUCCUGCCCUGCCACGGGACAGUCGCUCGUUACAGACUACAAACUCCAACAUGCGAUCUAUCAGUGAGAGACUCAGUUUGAAUGUUGAAGAACCCAUCUCAAACCGCUCAGUCAGUGAGGGUGCCACACAAGCAGAAGUUGGCGGUCGCUCGGUUGCGACGAGACGGGCCGCAUUCCUGAACGACAUUGAACGCACAAAUUCGCUCAAGUUGGCCUCAAAGAGUCCUGUGAGACCUUUUGAACAUGCUAGUAACGCGUUCACCAGGCUUUUCAAAAAGGACCACAUCCCAGAGAAAGCUAGGCCUGUGCCGAUGAGGUCGGGGAGCGGUAAGUCGGGUUUCAAUACCCAGCUCAAUUCAGUCAUUGCAGCUUCUGUCGCCGCUCCGAAUUCCGAGAGUCCGACUGGAGUAGCAGCGAAGCAAACCGUCUUUUCUUCAGGGGGUGCGGGUAUGCCAGUUACCAGCCAUGAAAGCGAAUCAGCAAGGGAAACCCUCCGUAACAAUGCGACUCCAGCACAUCGCACGAGCAGCGCAAAUGCCACACCUCAAGAACCUGUGUAUGUGGUACAGGGAGCUGAUGGUUUCGGUCACAUCAUACCGGAGACAUACAAGCCACGAGGUCCUUCGCCACCGCCUACUUCACCCGACAAGGUACAGGUGCCGGAAGACUGGCCUCUCGGUGGAGAGUCUGACGCGGCCCUAAAACAAGAAGACAGUCGACAACAGCUUGAGCAUGUUGAUCGCUCUUCGUAUGGAGAGCAAGCGGUUGGUAUACAAACCCCAGAUGCAGAGCCAGGACCGUCAGAACUGACUGGCGAUUCACUCGUUGUGUACGGAGUGGAGCAUGGCGAGAGGCCUCCGAGAGGGGUCGAUGGCCCACGCGAUGGGACUGUAUCACCAAUGACUCCAUUGGCUACAGAUGCGUUUGACAGAAUGUUUGUGGAGACAUUACCACAGCCGCCAUCAGAGACACCGGGCUCAGUCAAUGUGCCAGAGAGAUCACCAUCUUGGACCGGGUCUCAAAGGCCACUUUCAAUACCAGAAUCACAGCGACCCGGACUUGUCAGAAGAUCGAGCAUUAAUUCGAGCUAUCUGGACAACGCGGCACCCAGUACUCCCUCGACGAUGCUCGAAAUUGACUCGGUCACCUCGCCUCUGGGCACAGAAGAGGAUGAGCGAAAAUGGGUCAAGCGUGCCUCUGCAACUUUCAUCGAGGCAUUCCCACGUUCGGAGUUGAAGAGUAUCGAUGUGAAAAGACCAAGUUCGCCAUCCCCAAGGCGUAGUUUGUCUGUAAACAAGACUUCCUCCCCAGAAUACACGCCAGAAGCCACGAUACAGUCAACAGAGACCACGCAGAUAGACCAGGCCUUGGAUGCAUGUUCUGCGAGCAUUUAUGAGCCAGACACUCCGACCUCAGCUUCAAAUCACUCAAGUUGUGCAAUCGCCGAGGAAGCUUUGGCUCCACUCACCACUCMAGUCCUACCAAGCUCUCCUGUCGAAGAAGCCACCCUAAUUACGAACGGAGAGCCUGCAUCUCCGACCAGACCAGCACCACUUAAUGCUGUGAUGAUGAAGCGUCGUGGUAAAGCCAACGACGAGAACAGCAUGCCCACAUACACUUUAAGCCCAGCUUCGCCCUCUAAGAAGACGGCGAAUUCUCGACAGGGGGAAGAUUCUUUUGAUCGUCACGUCUCAGAGGUCCUCAGCACGCUUCCAGCGCCCAUCAAGUUUCGAUCCAGACCAGGCGCAGAGACACCAGUAAAUCAGCAUCGCGCAGCAGACGGUCAAGCAUCAGUGGGUCCCCGCCUGAAGAAUGCUCCCACCCCUCGCGUUCCUUCCCGUACAGGUAUGAUGAUUGCGCCGGCAGAGCCAUCACCUAAGAAGUACAUCUCUGCCUCAGACUCCGAAGUCAAACUCUACCAUCUCACACAAUCCGGUCGAGAUGAGCCUAUCAAGCUGUUUGUUCGUCUCGUGGGCGAGGGUGAGCGUGUCAUGGUGCGGGUUGGUGGCGGAUGGGCGGAUCUGGCCGAUUACCUUCGCCAGUAUGCAGAGCACCAUGGUUCACGGACGGUCUCGGAUGGCGGGUUGGAGUUGCAGCCGAUGUUGAAUGGCCAUCCCCGCAGGAUUAGUGGGGCUGUGGAGUUGAAGCCUAGAACAGCACCGACUACACCUGUUCCUGAUGCGACACCGUUCCGACCAGGAAGCCGUGAUGGCGAGCAAGAAUGGUCACAGCACCGUCCCGGAUCUAGCGGGCUUGCGGAUGUGACGAAUGCAAGCCCGUUCGCUGCUCGUGCGCAGACACCGACGCUAUACGGGACACCGAGGCCAAAGUCAAGCAACGGGAGCUCCAACUCGAGACCCACGACGGCAAAUGGUCAUGGUGGUUUGGGAUCAUCCCGCCCAUCAUCGCGGCAGAGUACCACUGCCGAUGGCUAUGGAUUGGCAGGGCCUUCUAGCACCGGAAGGCGAGGCUUACCAGACCACAAAGCGAAGUGGGUCGACUCGAUGAUUGAGCGGGCAAAGGCCAGCGCAGAGAAGAGCAAAGAAAGUGCUUCCAAGGAGAAGUACUUUGGGGAAUUGGGCAAGGCCGGAGGGACCAGGAGACUUGUAUUUCGGACCGGAAGUGGGACUGGAGGUCCGGAAAAGUAA